Rhineura floridana is the source of this 5233-nucleotide messenger RNA. It is a transcript of the gene ADGRB2, whose product is annotated as adhesion G protein-coupled receptor B2. Gene Ontology annotation, molecular function: G protein-coupled receptor activity. Gene Ontology annotation, biological process: G protein-coupled receptor signaling pathway; cell surface receptor signaling pathway; negative regulation of angiogenesis. NCBI's taxonomy places the organism in Eukaryota, Metazoa, Chordata, Lepidosauria, Squamata, Rhineuridae. The transcript is spliced from 34 exons. The record is from RefSeq and is a predicted model, not a curated record. Gene Ontology annotation, cellular component: plasma membrane.
GAUGGCAAACUUCGGCUCUCUGGCCGCCUCUUCUUGGAAGAUCUUAAAGUCCUGCUGAACAAAGAUCAGGGCAAAUGUCAUAGGAUGAACCCUGCUGGACCACUCUUACUGUCUGUGAUAUUGUGUCUCCUGUGGCUGUCCUGGGGCUUCGACCCAGCUCCCAGCGCCUGCUCCGCCUUGGCCUCUGGGGUCCUCUACGGCUCCUUUUCUCUGAAGGACCUCUUCCCCACCGUCUCCACCGGCUGCUCGUGGACCUUGGAGAACCCCGACCCCACCAAAUACUCCCUGUACCUCAGGUUCAACCGGGAGGAGCAGGUUUGCGCCCACUACUCGCCCAUGGUUCUGCCGCUGGACCAUUACCUCUCCAAUGACACCUGCAGCCAGCCAGAAGUGACAGCCUUGCCACGGGAACAAGAACAGGAGGACAACGGAGGGGAGGUCAGGUUGGAGCUUUGCCAAGGUGGGGCCCCCAUCACCUUUUUCCAUUUCGACAAGAACUUUGUGCAGCUGUGCCUGGCGGAGGAGCCUGAAGCGGCCAGCCGGCUGCUGCCCCCCGAGGCCGUGGAGUUCCGCUUUGUGGAAGUCCUCCUGAUCAACAACAACAACUCCAGCCAGUUCACCUGCAGCAUCUUGUGCCGCUGGCUCGAGGAGUGCCUUCGCCUCGGCACCAGCCAGUCCUGUGGCCUCUCGCAAACUGGCUGCACCUGCCAGACCCCGCAAGCCCUUCCGGCCCCUCCGCCACACAACCAGACGCUCUCCAACGUGCUGACGCCGCCUGCAACCACCAGCAGCGAUUGCUGCGUGACUGAAUUGCAUUCUGGGAAUGCGAAUGAUCUGUACUCUCCGGAGAUUAAAUACGGUGAUGGGGUGGAAGCGGAUCAGAAGGUGAAGACACAGUGGCCGCGGUCGGCAGAUGAACCAGGGUUGUACAUGGCACAAACAGGUGACCCUGCAGCAGAGGAAUGGUCUCAGUGGAGCGUCUGCUCGCUGACCUGCGGUCAGGGUACCCAGGUGCGGACUCGCUCCUGCGUCUCAUCACCUUACGGGACACUGUGCAGCGGGUUGUUGAGGGAGACCCGGAUAUGCAAUAAUACCGCCACCUGCCCAGUUCAAUGCCUAUGAGAGGAUUGGUCCCUCUGGAGUCUGUGCUCAAUGACUUGUGGGCCAGGGUCACAGACCAGAAUGCGGCAAUGUGUUCCUCCACAGCACGGCAGAAAGGCCUGCCAGGGGCCUGAGGUGUACAAUAAGCCCUGCAAUGUGCACCCAUGCCCUGUGGAAGGCCAGUGGCUGGAGUGGGGAUCCUGGAGCCACUGCUCUGUGUCGUGUUCCAACGGGACUCAGCAGCGCACUCGCAGAUGCAGCAUCUCGGCUCACGGCUGGGCGGAGUGCAGAGGGGCUCAUGCUGACGCGAGGGAGUGUUACAACCCUGAAUGUCCAGCCACUGAUAGCAAGUGGGGCCCGUGGAACCACUGGAGUUUGUGCUCCAAGACAUGCGACACAGGCUGGCAGAGACGCUUCCGUAUGUGCCAGGGGUCAGGCGUGCAAGGCUACCCGUGUGAGGGCAGCGGGGAGGAAGUCAAGACAUGCAACGAGAAGAAGUGCCCAGCCUACCAUGAAAUGUGCAAGGAUGAGUAUGUUACAUUGAUGACUUGGAAGAAAGUUGCUGCUGGCGAGAUUGUCUACAACAAAUGCCCGUCCAAUGCCACAGGGUCUGCCAGCCGCCGGUGCCUGCUUAACUCCCACGGUGUGGCUUUCUGGGGCACGCCCAGCUUCGCACGCUGCAUUUCCCACGAGUACCGAUACUUACAUCUCUCACUCCGAGAGCAUUUGGCCAAGGGACAGCGCAUGCUGGCGGGUGAGGGCAUGUCUCUCGUGGUCCGUGGCCUGCUGGAGCUUGUAGCCCGCAAGACAUACUACAGCGGGGACCUGCUCUUCUCAGUGGAGAUCCUGCGCAAUGUCACGGACACUUACAAGAGAGCCACCUACAUCCCUUCCUCAGAUGAUGUGCAGCGAUUCUUCCAAGUCGUCAGUUACAUGGUGGAUGCAGAAAACAGAGAAAAGUGGGAGGAUGCCCAGCAGGUCAUGCCUGGCUCUGUCCUCCUUAUGAAGGUGGUUGAGGAUUUCAUCCACCUGGUAGGAGAUGCACUCAAGGCCUUCCAGAGUUCCCUCAUUGUCACAGACAACUUGGUAAUCAGCAUCCAGAGAGAGCCGGUUUCUGCUGUCUCCAGUGACAUCAACUUCCCCAUGAAAGGACGGCGGGGAAUGAAAGACUGGGCUCGCCACUCUGAAGACAAGAUCUUCAUCCCCAAGGAGGUGCUCAACCUCUCCUCAUCCGAAACAGAUGAAUCAUCUUAUUUCGUCAUUGGUGCCAUCUUGUACCGCACAUUGGGAUUAAUCCUGCCUCCUCCUAGAAGUCCCUUGGCCGUCAUGUCCAAAGUUCUCACGGUGACGGUGAAGCCACCAACCAAGGCCAUGGAACCCUUAAUUAUGGUGGAGUUGUCCCAUAUAAUCAAUGGCACCUCGCACCCACAGUGUGUGACCUGGGAGUACACCAAAGUAGAGGUUGGCGCUGGAAACUGGGAGACCGAAAGCUGCCAGACCGUGGAAACCCUCUCGGCUCACACCAAGUGCCAGUGCAGCCAGCUCUCCACCUUCGCUGUGAUUGCUCAGCUGCCCAAAGACUUGGCCAUGGACUCUAGCAGUUCCCCCUCUGUCCCACUUAUGAUUGGUUGUGCUGUUUCAUGUAUGGCUUUGCUGACCCUCUUGGUGAUCUAUGCUGCCUUUUGGAGGUUUAUCAAGUCAGAGCGCUCCAUCAUUCUUCUGAAUUUUUGCGUCUCCAUUCUGGCCUCCAACGUGUUGAUCCUGGUGGGGCAGUCCCAGAUGCUCAGCAAGGGUGUCUGCACCAUGACCGCUGCAUUCCUCCACUUCUUCUUCCUCUCUUCCUUCUGCUGGGUGCUGACAGAGGCCUGGCAAUCCUACUUGGCUGUGAUUGGCAGGAUCCGGACACGCCUAGUUCGCAAACGAUUCCUCUGCCUUGGAUGGGGAUUGCCGGCCUUGGUGGUUGCCGUCUCCGUUGGCUUUACUCGGACCAAAGGAUAUGGAACGUCCAGCUACUGCUGGCUAUCCCUUGAAGGAGGAUUGCUUUACGCCUUUGUGGGCCCCGCAGCUGUGAUUGUUCUGGUCAACAUGCUGAUUGGAAUCAUCGUCUUCAACAAGCUUAUGUCUCGGGAUGGUAUCUCAGAUAAGUCCAAAAAGCAGCGAGCUGGGGCAUCGCUAUGGAGCUCCUGCGUGGUCCUGCCCCUGUUGGCGCUCACUUGGAUGUCGGCCGUGCUCGCCAUGACUGACCGGCGCUCCAUCCUCUUCCAGGUCCUCUUUGCCGUCUUCAACUCAGUCCAGGGCUUCGUCAUUAUCACCGUUCAUGGCUUCCUGCGCAGAGAGGUGCAAGAUGUGGUGAAGUGCCAGAUUGGCGUGUGCAAGAGUGAUGACAAUGAGAACUCCCCCGACUCCUGCAAGAACGGGCAAGUCCAGAUCAUGACAGAUUUUGAAAAGGAUGUUGACCUGGCGUGUCAGACAGUCCUCUUUAAAGAGGUCAACACGUGCAAUCCGGCCACUAUCACGAGCACCUUGUCGCGCAUCUCCCUGGAUGGGGAUGAGGAUCCUAAGCUCAACACCAGCUCCGAGGGCGGCCUCGGCUUCUCCACCCUCCCUGGGAACAUCCCGCCCACUUCCAUCCUGGUCCAGCUCAACGACCCGCCCGCCAAGAAGGAUGUCAACCUGGACGCAGCACGGGGCCCAGUGUACCUGUGUGGCGAUAGCAGCCUGCGGCAAUUGGACUAUGGCUGGCUGCGGCCCCAGGAGGCCACCCUGGAGAGCAACUACAUGAUGUUGCCGCGGCGGACAGUGAGCCUUAAGCCCUUCACCAGGGAGGAGGGCAAGCUCAACAUCAAACUGGACGAAGCGCCAGGCCUGGUCAAGGGCCACCACCCAAUGGAAGCCUACCCCAGCUUUGCCUCGAUGGACCACAUCAACGUGAACUUGAACCAGCCUUAUGGGACAGUCAAACACCCAUAUGGCCUCCAGUUCAAGCAACAUCCAACGGUGCGGCAGAUCUUGGCCUCGGAGCUGUCGGAGCGCAGCCGCACCAUGCCGCGCACUGUGCCUGGCUCUGCCAUGAAGGUGGGCUCCCUGGAGAGAAAAAGACUACGAUACUCUGACCUGGAUUUUGAGAAAGUCAUGCAUACAAGAAAGCGCCACUCAGAACUUUACCACGAGUUGCAUCAAAAGUUUCACACGUUGGACCGGUAUCGGGCUCCAGCUACCAAUGCUGCAAAGAGAGAGAAGCGGUGGAGCAUCUCUUCAGGGAGCGGAGAAAAAAAUGUGGCUGGCGAGGUUACCAGCCCAGAGAGCCGGCAGCAGAAGCAAAAGUCUUGGAGCACCUUCAAGGCCAUGACACUGAGCUCCUUGCCUUCCAAGCACCGGGAGAAACUGGAGCUGCAUUCUGCCGACUGGGAGAAGCAUUGCAUGAGCCUGGAUUUCUCCGAGGGGGACUUCCAGACGGAAGUGUGAGCCUCAUGAACUCUGGGAUUUAUCGAUCUAUAAAUAUAUAUAAAUAUAUAUAUAUAUUUUCACACUGACGCUUUGGAAAAAGAAGACAAAACAAGGCUGUUCCUUCCCCUUCCAGGGGUUUUACUGAGGGGGGCAGUUUUGGAAGCCAUGGCCACUUGUUUAGACGCUCCUCGAGAGAGAGAGGAAGAAGAGGGUUGCAGCAGAAGAUGCUGUGCCCCCUCUCCGGGUGUCACAAAGGCACGGCCAUGCACACACCCCAUAUAAGCACCUGCUCCACUUGGAGGUCACGAGGGGAGGCAUUCAUAUACACACACACCCCUCCUGGCAGUCCCUCCUUCUGUGCAGUGGUUCUCUGCUGGGAUCCCAAAGUGCACAUACAAUCAUGCCAGCGGCUCUUCAGUCCUCCCGCCCGCGGGACUUGGAGGGGCAGGGGCAGGUUUUCCCCCUCUUGGGGGCAAGAGAACCCAUCUUAACUCUUUUCUAUCUGGACAUUUUCCUCCCGCCACGCACUGUGUGCAGGGCCAGCAACCUGGUGCAGAGGGUCACCACCGCCCCCCAUCUCCCUAUUUGAGACGUGGCCCCUGGCACCUCCCUUCCUCCAACUCCAGGUCUUCCUGCCUGGGCUGCAGGAGAGAAGAUCUGGCUACUUCCCCAUCCCAUUCCGCAC